AAUUUAUUCAAGAUAAUGUUUUACUCACUAGCUGGAUGCUUAAACGGUGGGACAUGUGAUCUUGAUGAAGUAGACUGCAUCUGUCGAAGAGGAUUUACGGGACAGUUUUGUGAAACUAAUAUAGAUGACUGCGCAGCUGACCUCUGCCAAGUUAAUGCUAUGUGUUUUGAUGGAUUUUACGACGUUAACUGUUGUUGCGACAUUGAUCAUGUGGGAAAAUAUUGUAAAAACGAGAAAAGAUGUAAUAACGAAUUAUGCAAUAAUAGAGGAAAAUGCAUUGUAAGGAAUAACACAGAAAUAUGCAGAUGUUUAAAAUUAUAUAAAGGCAAAUAUUGCGAAAUAGAAAUUAAAAAUUGUUCAGUUAACCAUUGUAAAAAUGGAGGUUUGUGUGUGCCUGCAUAUCCGAAAAAUAUUUGUCGAUGUCCGCCAUCACAUAAAGGAAACGAUUGUUCAGAAGAGAGAUAUUUCAUGUACGCACUCAACUUUCAAAAAAAUAUUACUACCGAAUAUUCAAUGGUAGUCAAUAGCCGUUUACUUGAAGAAGUUACUUUUGCAUUUUGGAUGAAAGUUUCGACUCUUCAGCAAAGAGGAACGUUGUUUUCAUAUUCGUACUUAGAUCCAAUUAAAUACCAAGAUGAACUGCACGGGUUUGGCUUAAGCGAUACUUCAUACUUAAAGUUAUAUAUGUUUGGAAAGAAAUAUCUUUUAGAAAUUAAACCCAAUACAAAUUGGCAUCAUUUCGCGGUAACAUGGAAGAGUGAUUCUGGAGAAGCGUCAGUUUAUUGGGAUGGAAAACUAAAUCGCAUCAUAAAUAACGUGAGAAGAGGUAGACUUUUAUGGAAUGGUGUUCUAGUGCUUGGACAAGAACAAGUUGCACUCGGGGAAGUUUCCUUUAUAGGACAUUUUUCUAAAGCGGAAACAUAUUUAGGAAAGAUAAUUGAAGUAAAUUUUACUUAAUUCUCUUUAUAAUAUUUUUAUUUAAACUUUAAUGAAAGAAUGCAUUCAUCAAGAAACGUCCCGUGAAUUUAUGUAUUGUAGGAAUUAUCAAAAAUAAUUAACAUCACUGUGAAUUUGAAUCCUGUUUAUAACUUAGCAUAGCAUAUA
Molecule: messenger RNA, 1104 nt
Organism: Centruroides sculpturatus (bark scorpion)
Lineage: Eukaryota; Metazoa; Arthropoda; Arachnida; Scorpiones; Buthidae
Product: sushi, von Willebrand factor type A, EGF and pentraxin domain-containing protein 1-like
Exons: 4
Coding region: 16-957 (313 amino acids)
Biological process (GO): heterophilic cell-cell adhesion; establishment or maintenance of epithelial cell apical/basal polarity
Cellular component (GO): plasma membrane; protein-containing complex
Source: RefSeq, a predicted model, not a curated record